Teleopsis dalmanni is the source of this 788-nucleotide messenger RNA. RefSeq lists its product as uncharacterized. The transcript has 3 exons. Bases 42 to 788 code for a protein of 248 amino acids. Lineage: Eukaryota; Metazoa; Arthropoda; Insecta; Diptera; Diopsidae. The record is from RefSeq and is a predicted model, not a curated record. Gene Ontology annotation, molecular function: transmembrane monodehydroascorbate reductase activity.
AUAGUUUUCUAAACCAAAAUUCGUCUGCAAAAACCUACAGAAUGCCUAAAACCGGAAAGUUUAUUAUCAAUAGUGCAAAAGAGUAUAAAAAUCGGAGCAUAGAUAAUAGAUCUGAAAUUAAUAUAAACGUGCCGACACUUGCACAACGCCUGGAGUUCAGUAUUGCAGUCUUAAAUCGACUUCUCAUAGGCUUUGUUACUUUUUACAUGUGCUGGAUGUGCCUGAGGCUAAAAGUGAAAGAAAUCCCAUUUCAUGCAUUGUUCUGUACUGUGGGUUUUGUAUUUUUAAUGGCUGAGGGUUUGAUGGCACAUUAUCGUAGUAACGCUUGGUCACAGUUAUGCUAUCGACCAGAGAAAACGCGAUUACAUUGGAUACUACAACUCAUUGGGUCAAUUGUGGGUAUAAUAGGCAUCGGUAUAAAAAUAUGUCUGGAGAAUAAACAUUUCUAUACAAUACAUGGAGUAUUAGGUUUAGUGACUUUAAUUUUAUGCUUAGUUAGUCUCGCUAGCGGACUAAGCUCUUUAUACGCUAAUGAACUGAAGCAACGCCUACAGCCAAUAAUCAAUAAAGCAGUCCAUAAUGCACUGGGUUUAUGCACCUUCACAUUGGCCAUGUUAAGCAUGUACUACUCAUUCGAGACCGAAAUAUUUAUGGAUUAUUCAUUAGACGCAGCGAAUUAUAUGGAUUUUCGCUUACUUAUGCAAAUCAUGAUUUGCUUAAUACUGAUCUUAAGCAGUUAUGGACCACUGUGGUGUUUUCUAUAUAGUAAAAUAUGGAAAUGUUGCUAA